Molecule: messenger RNA, 9025 nt
Organism: Trichoplusia ni (cabbage looper)
Lineage: Eukaryota; Metazoa; Arthropoda; Insecta; Lepidoptera; Noctuidae
Exons: 2
Coding region: 538-3468 (976 amino acids)
Source: RefSeq, a predicted model, not a curated record
CUAGCCGAGCGAGCCCCGCCGCCCGCGCACCCCGCGCCUCGCUUGCGUCCCGUGUUCCUGUGGGCGCGCCAGCGCGACGGCACCGUGCAAGAGGUCCGCUGUGAAGAUUACGAUCCGCGUAACCGAAUUCGUAUCGCGCGUACCCCGACCGGUUGGCGAGUUAUCCCGCGUACGGAAAUCUUUGACUCUAUCCUAGUGAAGGGCGCGCCGGCGCGCGACCCCCCUGAGCCCAGCGCUCCCCAGGACCGGCGCCGGCGCCGACGUUCCAGAAGGCCGCGGAGGCGGCGCGCGGACGCGUCAGCGCCCGCGCCCGCCUGGCUAGCGCCCGACCUGGAGUCGCACAUUCCCUCUCACACCAUCGCGGUGCCGCGAGCACCGCCCGCGCCGCCCGAGCCUACUCCGCUCGAGAAUCUGCUCGCGGUGGCGGAGCUGGAGUUCAACCAGCAGCGCGGUGAAGAAGCGCUCGAGCUGGAACUACAGACGGGCGCGGCGCAGUACCCCUUCCUGCCUGAAGCGGAGGAGGUGGCGCGUGACGUCAUGUCGUUCGAGCUCGGUGAGCCCAAACCUCCAGACGAGAUGUUCUUCGAGCAGCGCAAGACGCACGGCCCGGAGCGCGCUGCCGAGGAAGACGCUUUCCAGAGUGAUAUGGGCGUGCAUAAAGACCUGUUUGAGACAAUUAGCGAAGCACACUAUCUACCGGAGCUCGGUGGGCCUCAUGACGAGGCGCUGCUGGAGUCUUUGGUAGAGAAAGGCUGCGAAGAUAAUCAAAUACUCGGACAAGCCCUCGAUAAGCUUGCGCAUCUUGUGCACGGCUCCGGUGACUACGCCGAGGAGGAGGACGACAUGUUGCUCGGCGGAGCACCCGUCGCUGACAUUAUUGACAGGCUCGAGCAGUCACUGGAGUCGCCGAGUCGCAGCAGCAUGACAGCAGCGCAGGGCCUCCUGCAUCUGCACCACAUAGGAGACCACCUACCGCCAUCAGACCACCAGCAGACCGUCGAACAAGCGUUUAUGCCAGAUGAAGUAUUUGCACCAACCGGUGACUCGGCCGAGUGUGCUCUAGACACGUUGACGGCGGCAACAGAUAUGCAGGAAUCUAGUGAAGUUAACCAUUUAGAGUAUGAUCCUAAUGCUGAGAAGAGGCUACAGAGUGAUGUCGGAACCACCGACGUUAUGUAUACGGAACAAGUACCUGAUAUACCUGCACCCAUAGAGGAGCAACAUUCGCAAUCGUUGCCAGACCAAAGCGAAGUAGGUUUACCUAGUGAACUAUCAAACCCAAUAAAUGACGACUCGGCCGAAAAUGCCAACGAGGAUAUCACACCAAAGUUGGAAACUGAUGAUGAAGAAAAUAACUAUGAAAAUGCAAUAAAAGAAGAAGAAACAGAUUUUCUAAAAGAGUUAGAUGAUUCUACAAACACGGUGGAAUUAGUGCCCACCGAUUUGAGAGUGAAUAACGAAAAAAAGUCAACAAACCGCGUCGUUGCGAGUGCGGCUGAAACAACGAACGCCAUGGAAGAUAAUUUGUCGGAAAAGAGUGAUGAUCAACCGAAAGAUCUGAGUGUACAUCGAAGGUUGCCCACCCCGCAUGCGUCGCCGCGGCGGGUGGACAUACCGCGGGCGCCCUCCAGAGAGUCGGAUGCGAUGCAGUCGCCGCAGCCGAGCGGCAUCCCCGCCGUGCCCUCCUCUCCGGAAAUAUUCACUAUGCCACAAAGUAAGACUGCAAACAAACACUCAAUGUUCUUGGAAACACUACUAUCGUCGCCUUCCCCAAAAAUGUACACGUCAGAAGUGACCAUUACAAAACAGCAAUGUGAACCAUUAAACUUGGGAAAACAUCGAAAAUCUGCCAGUCCAACUGUCACCAGUUGUUCGGAUGAGAUGAGAAAAUUAAAUAAAGAGUUUGGUGAGCCGCAGGAGAAACGCAUACGACGAGAAUCGACCGAAGACUUGGUCAAAAUAAGUAAAGUAUUCAACAGGUGUGAUCGGGAUGAGCAAAUUACUGAUAGCAAAACGAAAAAGCAAGACAAGCAACCGAUGAAAAUUAGUGAUGAAACAAAUCCGCUCAAACAACUGCAUCUAUUAAAGAAGAGGGCGAAUUUCAACAUGCCCGAUCCAUUACUAGUCCCGAAAGACAAACUAAAUACUAUCUUGGCAAAUCCUGGUGUAGAAAUCCCCUCACUAUUAAUACAGAGGCCUGAGUUGAGGUUGCCCGAGGCAUUUGCUUACCCCAACAUACUGCAAGACCCCGAUAUACUCGUCAUAUCAUUAUCUCAAUUAGAAAAUAUAUUAAUGAACGAAUCGAAGAGGCCGGAGUCACCGAAAAAGGAGGUAAAGCCUCCUACGCCGAAGAGUACCACGUCAAGUACAUCAAGUACGAGUGCUGAGCACACGACCACCACACAGCCGGACCAGACCAACACCAGCAGUCAGCCCAAACCAAUACCUUCAAUGGACGCGCUGGCCGGCGACAUCGACACGGCGACUUCGGCCGCAUUCAACCAAAUGCUCUGGCUACCUUAUAUUAGCCAAUUAGAGGCGAUGGCGGCAUGCUCGCAAAAUAUAGAGUUCCUAAAAGCUGUCAACGCGCCCGGAUAUUCCGGACCGAACUACCCAGACUUGGCACAGAUGUUCAACCCGAACUCCCGUUUUAUGGGACCAACGGGUUUUCCAAUGGUGCCACCUAUGGAUUAUGAAAACCGCAUGCAGUUUGCAAUGUGGCAAGAAGCUAUGAAUCAAGCGAACCAACAAGCUCAAAGAGCCAAAUCUGCCGAGACGCAAGCAAAGGAAUCGCAGUCGAAAUCAUCCGACGUCCAGAAUCCAUACGUUCACUCGACUAAGAAUCAUCAUCAUCAGAGUAAACAGCACGCGUCGAGUAACAUGUCGUCACGGACAAGCCCUAUGACUCACAACUACACCGCCAGUCAGCGCGCGGCCAUCCAACAUCAUCACAACUCGCUGCUGCAGGGCAUGUACCCGGGGAUGAACCCUAACAUCAGGCCGAACGUGCCUCUGCCGGGCCUACAAAUCCCAUACUUCAACUCUAACAUGAUGGGUAGUCAGAGGUCGCCGUGGAAUAGUCAGCAAAAGAGCCCGACUUCGCCGUACUAUCCGAAUAACAACUAUCUGCAGUCGGUGAAGCACCCGGAGGCGCAGCUGCACCAGCGCAGCAGCUCGACCGGGUCGCAGGACUCGCCGCGGCCGCGGAUCACAGUGAAGUCGUUACAAAACCUGCUGGAGCCGACGGCGGCGUCGGCGUCGUCCUCGCGGCGCGCGUCCACCUCGGCGCUGGGCCGGCGCCGCGAGGAGCCCGAGGUGGGCAGCACCACGCCGCUGGGCGAGGCGCCGCUGAUGCCGCCGCACCCGCACGACCCGGCCUCCUUCCACCUCUGGCACCCGCUCUUCGGCAACCAAAAGAGCUACAACAGCCCGUGGUCUUGGACGACGGUGACGGCGACGGGCGACUGACCGAGGGCCCCGCGCGGGCCGGCGCCCGCGCAGCCGCACUGAGCGCGCACACCCACCGGGGACGGGGAGGAUAGGGGCCCAGGGGACAAGGAGAAGAGGGAAUAGGGGACAAGACCUCGGGAAAAGCACCUAAUGACUCUUAUUAAUCAGUACGGACCUUAAUCACCAAAUGAUAUCUACACAGUUAAGUUAAAAUCAGUUUUCAGCAACGUUUUGUAUUCCAAUGUGUUUGUCAACUUCACCAUUUCAUACGUUUAAGUAGUUUUAAAGUUCAUCACUGGUUCUUAUAGAUUUACAUUGCUGCACAAAUUUAGUUGCGCAAAUCACCAAAUUGUUAUAUCACGUUGGUAUGUAAAGGGUACAGGAUCACCGCAAGUUAUGUCAAGUCUAUAAGAAAGCGGUGAUGAACAGUAUUUUAAUCACCAUCUAAAACUGUUUAGUUCUGUAUUUUAUAAGUCGUUGUUAUCAGACUUCGCAGAGUUAAUCUCACCAUGACCAAUUUAUAUCUACGCUAGUUCUAAAGUUCGGACACUAAUUUAUAAAUUAAUUUAGUUAUUUCUACCUUUUCAUAAUCAAGUUGGUUGGUUCUUCAAAGUUUGUGACGUCAAAACCAUAUUCUGUAACUUAAAUCUCCGUAUUAGAAAUAUCAAAAUUAUAUUUAUACUUAACCUACAAAAUACGAACAAACCAAAAAUCUUUUUUAUUUAAACUCUGACAGGUGUCACUUAAAAAUGUUGUAACACAUAAAAAAAAACAAAUAUUUUCGGUAAAUUGUCUCGCCUUUCGUUUAGCUGUCACUCAGUUUAGUAUUUGGAAUGAGGAACUUCUACUUAUAGAAAUAGAUUUGGUACUCAGGCAGAAUGGAGGAAAAUCGAAAAGAGUUUUAAUGCAAUGAUCCUCGCUAGAUAUAACUGUUCUAAGGUAAAUCCAUCUGCAGACAAAUUAGGAACCUGACAGGCCUUCACUUGUUUCAAGAAUAGUUUUCGAUCGCUGAACAAGAAAAACACAUUUAGAAUACUUGAUAUCCUCUCACUACUUUAGGCCAAAGUCGUCACAGAAUUUAGAAUACUAUCUGGUUCCAAAUCCUCCUGUCUGUUUGAACAGCGUUUAGCUUUAUUUUAGUGUAUUUAUUUGAAAGAAAAAGUUAGAGACUCAAACAUAUCAAAUAAAAUAUACGUUAAUUCUGUGGUCGCGUACAAAAUCCACAUAACAUGUAAACAUUUAAAUUGUUUUAUAACUCUUCACGGCUACACUAAAUAAUCGAUUUGUAAAGAAAAUUAAAUACUAAUCAUUUUAAGUAAAUAUAAAAACGUGUAUUAUACAUACAAGACGGUUGAUUGUUCAGUUUUUUUAACUUCGUUAAUGUUUCUCGAAGCCGAAACUAAACCCGUGACACGCAGCGUAACAUAAACAAUUUCACUUUUUUUUAUUUACACAAAGGCAAUGGUCGCGGCAAUUCUAAUGUAAAAUACUUUUAUUAACAUACAGUAUACAGAGUACGAUAAUGAUUUCUGUAAAUAAGAAACGAGUUUUAACCUAAAAUAGAUUUUAAAAUUUACAAAUGUUUUCGCUGAACAUAGUGCUUAGUUAUUAGCACUAACGUCUUCAUAAGUUUCCUUUCGAUACGACACCUGUAUAUGUCUGUACAGUGAAAACGUUCAACUUAUUUCAAACUAAGAAAGUCUUUAUUGUUUAUAGAGACACAUCGGUGUCGCCGUUAAGUUUUCUUUCUUGAAGAUCAUCUAGUGUUUAGAGAGAUAAAUUCCCCUCACAACCACGUGGCAGUGGUCACAAGAUAGUAGACUUUAUUUUAAGUGAUUUAAGGUGCAAUUUAAAGGAGACCCCCAGAGCCCGAUGGUGAACGAAUUGAUCCGUCCGAUGUUGUGAAACCCCCGUGUCGUCGCUCGCUGCGGUAGUCCCGUACCGUGGACUGUCUCUUUUAAGCCACGUCGCCAUUUUGCGACAAAUCGUGCACUAUCGAGUACAUGGACACUUUAAUUCCUUUAACGUGACGCAUCAGUGCACAGAGCCGUCGAUGUACGUCGAGUGCAUGGUUUGCUGCGAGUGGAGCGCGGCGAUACAUAGCCUGUGAACUGAUCUGUAUUGAAACUUUCUUAUGAUGAUGCCAAGCGUUCGCUCGUCGUUUGGCGUUCGAUCAUGUAUUAAGCUUUAAUUUUUAGUGUUAAUGACUUGUCAACAUGUUGCUGGAGCUAAUUUAAAACAAAACGCGGAAGUAGAGAACUAAUUAACAUAAUUUCUUGAAUGAGUUGCUUCAGUGUCGUGGCUUUGACGUCUAUGUCAGUCGGGUGUCCGCGACAGAGCAGACCAUUGAGACUGGGGUAGUUGAGCGCGGAGUGCCCCAUUCACGCCUAUAAUUACAACUCAAGUAUUUCCAUUGUCACUUAUUUAAUUUAGGAGAGUUUAGAACAAGUUAACGACUUUUAACAUUGGGAGGCUGGCGAAGUGGCGAAAUGGUGUCCUCAUAUUAGGAAUUGAUCUCAUAAUCUAAGAAACUUUUAUUGCAGAGAGAUGGCCUGUAAAGUAGCCGUUUUAAAGAAUUUAUAGAACGGAAAUUAUAAAAAAAUAAGUAAAUAAAAUCUCAAAGUUAUUAAACUCUAUGGUCUCUAUGGUCCAUUCUACAAAAGCACGAGGACAGGUUAUCGUUGUAAGCUCUCUCUUUAACAUAAGUUGCUCCCGAGGUACAUCCGAGGGAAGAUAGUUUAUCUUUUAAUAUAAAAAUACUAAAGAAAUCUCUAUAAAAUCUUUAAUAAUGCCACAUCAGGGCAACAUGGCGCGCUCAUAUAAUAACGCUGGAAAUAACAGUUUGUCUCGCGUCGCGAACAUGUUUUAGUACAUACCUAAUAGGUACUUGUUUAUCAUUUAGUAGGUAAAUAUGCAGAUAAGUUCACAUAGGUAGUCUAUGUAUGUUCACUGGAACGGAAUUGCGAACCCACCUCUUUGGAGCAUCUACAGUUUACGCGAACUUACGGCAAACGAUAAGAUAACAAGAAGAAUGUUAAUAUUAUUAUUUCAUUUACAUUUUUCCCUAAUCAGUAGGAUAGUUUUACAUUGUUGUGUUAAGCUGAUAAUAAAACAAUGAAUGACAUUAAACAAUAGCCGUGUUGCACAGUCGGAAACCCUGUCGGCCAUGUUGCAGACGCAUUUCCCGAUAAAAUACCUACACGUGUACAUGCAUGACGAAUAACAGCAACAUGUAACAUGUAGUAGGUACGUGUACUACGUGUGCACAUGUAGGAUGUCCCAGACGGUCGCCAUGACAACCAUUUACAGCCAUCGGAGCCGGGCGGCGCCGCGGGCUGUUCAUAGCGAGCGCACAUUACUCUGACACUUGAUCAAAAUCGAUUACACACGCUUCGCUCAUCUCCAUCACACUGUGCUCGCAUUGAUAUACAAUAUUAUAUUUGAUAUUCAAUGUUAUUUAUUGAAACAUUGUAUAGUUAGGUAGUUUGUUUUGCGUAUUAAGUUUACAUUAAAGCAGUAAGCACCACUCAGGGCUGACAGACAACAGACACGUAUUAUCUGCUCGUCCUACUUACAAGUACAAGCCUGACACGUUUCUUCACUUACGUCUGAAGCACAGUAAACUGUAGAUGCUCAACCAACCAUAUCCCUAUUUUAUAAGCUGGUGCGUCAAAUAGGUACAGUUACAGAGUACGCGCGUAGGACAUAAUGUUUUAUUGUUUAGUUGUGAUAUGUAACACUCGCCGAGGCGCGGCGCUAGUUCCAAAUAAGUGCAAUCCAAGUCGGAGUGUAAAUGUAUAUCGUAGUUAGAAAAGGUAAGUGGAGGUAUGCUGCAUUUAAUUUACGUGUAGAGGUCACUGCAGGUCGAACUAGUUAUUCAAAUCAUUGUUUAAAGUCUAACGCGCUAGCAGGCGCCUACGUGUACAUUUACAUCGUUUAUCAUAUUAGAAAUUGUAUUUUGAAUAAAGAGGUAAUAAGAAAUAUUUGUAAAAUGCUCGCCAUCUGUCGGCGGUUUAUAUUAAACUUCUGUAUGUUAGCUCGAUAUCAGUUCGACCUGCUUUGGCUUCGUUUAUAUUAUUAGACAUUACAUCAAGGCGACUACUGUUAGCAUCAAUAUUCAAUUAGGCUAAUAGUAGUCUGCGUGGCGUCUAAAUCUGGUUAAAAUGAGAGUAGGCAAAUACAUAGUCCCCGUAAGAAACGACCGAGCGCAGAGAAUUGCUUGUUGGCUAUAAAUAUUGCAAGAAAAAUGGAAAAAGGUACAUAACAUAGACGUUACAUGUUUUUAAAGUAGACAGUGCUGUAUCAUGUUUAAAUUAUUCAAUGUUUGUUAGUGGUAAUAGAAAUGCAAAUGAUUUCACAUAAUUUAAGUUUAGGUGAUCGCAAUGCCCCGAUCGAGGGCGGAUAAUAUUAUAAUAACUAUAAUUGAACAAUAUUACUGUUGCACAUUAACCACGAUUUAGUCUGUGUGGCAUUACCUGUCGUAGCUGUUAACAUAAUAUCAGUGUUCGUUUGUGUAAAAUCAAUGUGACGUUAUGCUUCAUCGAAUUCAUGACUUUGCUCCGAAUAUAUUAAAUGUAAUAUAAAUAAAUUUAGUCUCGUUGAAUUAUUCUCAUUUUAGCCAGUGUAAGUCUGUGUUAGCGUCGUAAUUAUUGGCGUCGAUUCGUGUUCUUGUAACUUGAUGACGUUAUUUUAUUGUAUUGUCAGUGUUGCCACGAUAUUGUGCGGAAGUAUUGCCAGUUCUCAAACUUUCCGUUUGUUUCAACUCAUUGGUUAGUUUGUAAAUAAUUGAAGGAUGAAACUAUUAAAUAAUUCGGUAUUUUAAGCUCAUCUAUGUGACAAAUGUGUACGAUUAAGAAGAUAAUUGAUAUUAGCAGUAUGUCUCAGUCUCUUAUUUGUUAUAACUAUGUACCUAAUACAUAUUCAUUGUGCAAUGUAUCUUAGUAUAAUUAUGUUGUUCAACAGUUAAAUGAAAAUCUGUUAUUUUAUAUUUAAUGUAUAAUUAUUUAAUAAGCAGUCUGAUCAGUCGACAAAGUUAUAAGAACACAAAAACGAUGUUAGAAAUUAUAAAAUAAUACCUUUUUAUUAAAAAAAAAAUCUAUUUAUUUCGUUAUUUUUUAAGUUUUCGAUGAUUUUAAUUGUUCUCGUUACUUUCCUUGGGAAUCUUUAUGAAUUUGUAGUAAUUAGUAAGUACAAUUCUCGUGCAGUACGUAAACGGGGUUCGAGUGCCGGCGUCUAAUUAUAAGAAAUUAUUAUUGAUAUAAACUACUUUUCUAAUGUACAAUUCCAUUUUUUCUAUUCCGGUGUCACUUAAUGUUGUGUAACCGUUGUCCGGUUAGUGCGAGCCCGGUUCGACCCCCGUUCGGAAGAAACUGUUGUUGGUUAUAAUCGUUUGUGACUCACUAUUUCAAAAAAUUCCUGAUGUAAUUUAUUAACUUGAAUAAUGAAAUUACGCUUCUAAAGUGUAUUACGUAUGUAAAUAUAGGACAAACUAAUACCUAUUAUUGAUAGUGAAUGUUGUAAUUUGUAUAUAAGUAACGAAAAUUAAAUUUUAAAUACAUAGAUAACAUUGUGCGUA